Bombina bombina (fire-bellied toad) is the source of this 936-nucleotide messenger RNA. Its product is annotated as 3-galactosyl-N-acetylglucosaminide 4-alpha-L-fucosyltransferase FUT3-like. The record is from RefSeq and is a predicted model, not a curated record. The coding region runs from base 1 to 936 and encodes 311 amino acids. NCBI's taxonomy places the organism in Eukaryota, Metazoa, Chordata, Amphibia, Anura, Bombinatoridae. The transcript has a single exon. Gene Ontology annotation, cellular component: membrane. Gene Ontology annotation, molecular function: alpha-(1->3)-fucosyltransferase activity.
AUGAUGAAACCUAAGGAAAUUCAGCUUUCUGCACCCGAGGAACCUAAGCUGAUUAUUUUGCUAUGGACAUGGCCAUUUGGAAUGCAGUUCCCAUUGAAUAAAUGUCCAAAUAAUUUUGAUGCCUCUGGCUGCUUCUACACAGAUAACCGUAGUUUGUUUACUUCAGCCAAUGUUGUCAUAAUCCAUCACAGAGAUGUAUGUUCCUCCAGAAAUCUUUUGCCUCCAAUUUUAAGACCACCAGGACAGUACUGGGUAUGGUUCAACAUGGAAUCACCAACCCACAGCCCGAACUUGGAUUUCAUGGAUAAUCUUAUCAAUCUUACCAUGUCCUAUCGUUCAGAUUCAGAUAUUUUCAAUCCUUAUGGAUAUCUGGAAGAGAACAAAUCCAACAAUAAUUUUACUAUCCCAGAAAAGUCACAGCUUGUAUGCUGGGCUAUCAGUAAUUGGAACCCAGACUCUAAAAGGGUUCAGUAUUAUGAAGAACUAAAAAAAUACAUACCAAUCACUGUCUAUGGACAGCAGCAUAUUCCCAUAGAUGGAGAAAGUCUGAUUAAAACUAUCUCUAAAUAUAAGUUCUACCUGACCUUUGAGAACUCAUUGCACAAAGACUAUAUAACCGAGAAGUUGUGGCAUAAUGCCCUCACCUCUGGAACUGUACCCAUUGUUCUUGGUCCACCACGAGAAAACUAUGAGAGAUUUCUUCCCCCAGAAUCAUUCAUCCAUGUAGAAGACUUUCCCAGUGCUAUGGAACUAGCAACCUAUCUGUUGGAACUAGAUAAAGAUAAUCAAAGAUACCAACAAUACUUUAGAUGGAGGUCAAAACUGCAGCCUGUAAGGUCUACAAGUGUUUUAAAAAGCUUCUGUAUGGCAUGUAAAGCAUUUAAAAAGGCUCCCCCUUAUAGAACAUUACCUAGCCUAAGCAGCUGGUUCCAAUGA